Molecule: messenger RNA, 387 nt
Organism: Parastagonospora nodorum SN15
Lineage: Eukaryota; Fungi; Ascomycota; Dothideomycetes; Pleosporales; Phaeosphaeriaceae
Exons: 2
Coding region: 1-387 (128 amino acids)
Source: RefSeq, a predicted model, not a curated record
AUGCCAUAUACAAUCCACAUCCCCGCCCCCUACCAAAUGCGCACCAACAUCCUUCAAACCUUGCACACCACCACCGUCGCCAGGAUCGACAUCGGCAUCGCGGCCCCCGUCUCCAUCGCCAUCUACAACGACACCAAGGCCUGGGGCUGGAACGUGUCUUACACCCCACUAUCCACCUACGGCCCGGGAAAAUGGGAAGCCUACCGCGCCGUCGCGCACCAAAACGGCUGGUUCAAUGAUCUGUGGCUCAUAUGGCAGCGCGAGCACUGGUUGCGGAUUAAAGCCAAGGAUAAGUCGAUGCGGACUGUUGAGCCAGGGUUGACAUGCGCAUGGACGCGCGGAAGAAAAGCCAUGGAGGAAGUUGAGAUUGGUGCAGAGAACCAUUGA